Molecule: messenger RNA, 3400 nt
Organism: Symphalangus syndactylus (siamang)
Lineage: Eukaryota; Metazoa; Chordata; Mammalia; Primates; Hylobatidae
Product: large ribosomal subunit protein eL33-like
Biological process (GO): translation
Cellular component (GO): ribosome
Molecular function (GO): structural constituent of ribosome
Source: RefSeq, a predicted model, not a curated record
GGUUUUUCAUAUCUUUAUUCAUGUUUUUUUUCUGUUGAAGGAUUAUGUCACUAUUAGGUAAGGAAGGCUAAAACUAUAUAAAAGAUCUCUAUGUUGUGUUUCUUUUUAACUAGAUACUUUUCACAUAAAGUCGUAUCUCUAAAAUGGGUUCUAAUAUACCACUUUAUCCUGCCUCUCACCUAGUUAAGAUACAGCUCAAAGCUAGAAGCUUUGAGCACAGAUUUGGGGUCCUAGUCCUAGAGAAGUUGGUAAAGUUUUCUCUGAAAAGUAUCUUGGUCUUAAUAACUACUUAUUCAUUUGAUAGUUAUUCAGUAUCUACCAUGUACAAGACUGUCUGGCAGGCAGCAUGGAUGAAACAAAGAAGAUAUGAAAUGUAUCUCCCUAUUAUAAACCUACACAUUAACAGGGACAGGACAUAUACUGAAAUAACUGUAACACAAAUCUGCAGUUUUCAAAUGGUAUAUUAAAGAAAUGUAAAUAUGAUAGGCUGCUUUCAUAUUUAUAGUUGGGAGAUUGACAAAUUUCUAUCCCGGUAAAGUAAUCCAUUUGCACUCAAGUCAACUGACCAGAAUUUGUGCUAUGUGAAAGGAGAAGAGGGAGAGUAAGAAGGAAUAUCCUUAAGGAUAGAGCCUGUUAGCUGGAGGGUUGAGAUAUGUGAGAUAAUACUGUACACAUAAAUAAUGCUUCAUAUGUUCUACAUUAUUUCACUGGAAUCUUACAACAAUCUUGUCAAGUAGGUUGAGUUGAUAAUACCUGCAUUUUCCAUGUUUAAAAACUGAAGCUUAAAGAGGCUUAAUUGCUUCCUAAGUUUAGGAAGUUAGUACAUGCCAGGCAGAAGAUUUUGGACCUCGAAGACUGGUAUUCUGGAAUAACUCAGUCAGACAAAAUAAAGAAAAAAGAAUAAAAGAAAUGAACAGAGUCUCUGAGGAAUAUGGGAUUAUGUAAAGCAACUAAACUUACCAAUUAAUGACAUUCCUGAGGAGGUGGAAAAGUAAACAACCUGAAAAACAUAUUUGAGGGAAUAACUCAAGAGCAUUUCCCUAAUCUUGCUAGAAAGGUGGACAUCCAGAUACAAGAAAUCUGAGAACAGCUGUGAGAUACUAUACAAAACGAACAUCACCAGGCAUACAGUCACCAGGGUGUCCAAGGUCAACACUAAAAAAUUCUUAAAGGCAGCUAGAGAAAAAGGUCAGAUCACAUAAGGGAACCCCAUUAUAAAGUAAACUUCUCAGAAGAAACUCUAUAAGCCAGAAGGGAUUGGGGCCUGUUUUCAGCAUUCUUAAAGAAAUUCCAACCAAGAAUUUCAUAUCCUGCCAAACUAAGCUUCAUAAGUGAAAGAGAAAUAAAAUCUUUUUCCAGACAAGCAAGUGCUAAGGAAAUUUGUUACCACUUGACCAGCCUUAGGAGAGAUUCUUAAGGGAGUUCUAAACAUGGAAACAAAAAAAUAAUACCUGCUACCACAAAAACACACUUAACAUAGCCCACAGAACCUAUAAAGCAACCAUACAGUAGAACUACGAAGCAACCGUUCAUGAUACAUGAUAGGACCUUCAUGAUAGGACCAACAACUUCAUGAUAGGACCAAAACCUCACAUAUCAAUAUUAACCUUGAAUGUAAAUGGUCUAAACACCCCACUUAAAAGACACAGAGUUGCAAGGUAGAUUAAAAAAAAAAAGACUCAUUUGUCUGGUCUCUUCAAGAGACCCAUCUCACAUGCAAUGACACUCAGGUGCAAAGUAAAGGGCUGGAGAAAGAUUUAUCAUGAAAACAAACAAAAAAGAACAGGGGUCACUAUUACUGUAUCAGAUAAAACAGACUUUAACAACAGUAAAAAUGGAAACAAAAGGUCAUUACCUAAUGAUAGAGGGUUCAAUUUAACAAGAAGACAUAACUAUCCUACAUAUAUAUGCACCCAACAUUGGAGCACCCAGAUUCAUAAAACAAGGUUUUACUGGCCUACAAAAAGACUUAGCCACAUAGUAAUAGUAGGGGACUUCAAUACCCCACUGACAGUGUUAGAUCACUGAGGCAAAAAACUAACAAACUCUGGACUUAAGUUUGACACUUGGCCAAUUGGAUCUAAUAGACAUCUACAGAAUACUCCACCCAUCAACCAUAGACUAUACAUUAUUUUUAUCUGCACACAGAACAUACCCUAGGAUCGACCACAUGCCUGGCCAUAAAGCAGGUUUCAAUAAAUUAAAAAAUCAAAAUAGGCCGGGUGUGGUGGUUCACGCCUGCAAUCCCAGGACUUUGGGAGGCCAAGGCAGGCGGAUCACGAGGUCAGGAGAUCAAGACCAUCCUGGCUAACACGGUGAAACCCCAUCUCUACUAAAAAUACAAAAAAAUUAGCCAGACGUGGUGGUGGGCGCCUGUAGUCCCAGCUAAUUGGGAGGCUGAGGCAGGAGAAUGGCGUGAAUCCAGGAGGCCAAGCUUGCAGUGAGCCAAGAUCGCGCCACUGCACUUCAGCCUGGGCAACAAAGUGAGACUCUGUCUCAAAAAAAAAAAAAAAAUAGUAACCAUACUCUUGGACCACAGUGGAAUAAAAAUGGAAAUCAAUACCAAGAAGAUCUCUCAAAACCAUACAAUUACAUGGGAAUUAAACAACUUUAUUGUGAAUGACUUUUGCGUAAAGAAAUGAAGUUAAAGCAGAAAUAAAAAAAUUAUUUGAAAUAAAUGAAAACAGAGAUACAACAUGCCAAAAUCUCCAGGAUGCAGCAUCUAUGACAAACCCACAGCCAUCAUACUGAAUGGGGAAAAGAUGGACGCAUCCCCCUUGAGAACCAGAACAAAACAAGAUGUCCACUCUCACCACUCCUAUUCAACACAGUACCAGAAAUCCUAGCCACAGCAAUCAGGCAGGGGGCAAAAAAAGGCAUCCAAAUCGGAAAAGAAGUCAAAGUAUCUCUCUCUGCUGCUGCUAUGAUUCUAUACCUAGAGAACCCAGAAGACUGCCAAACUCUCUUCCCGUCAUCUUGGCUCCUGUGGAGGCCUGCUGGGGACAGGAUUUCUAAAAGGAACUAUGUCUGGAAGGCUGUGGUCCAAGGCCAUUUUUGCUGGCUAUAAGCGGGGUCUCCGGAACCAAAGGGAGCACACAGCUCUUCUUAAGAUUGAAGGUGUUUACGCCCGAGAUGAAACAGAAUUCUAUUUGGGCAAGAGAUGCGCUUAUGUAUACAAAGCAAAGAACAACACAGUGACUCCUGGUGGCAAACCGAACAAAACCAGAGUCAUCUGGGGAAAGGUAACUCGGGCCCAUGGAAACAGUGGCGUGGUUCGUGCCAAAUUCCGAAGCAAUCUUCCUGCAAAGGCCAUUGGACAGAGAAUCCGAGUGAUGCUGUACCCCUCAAGGAUUUAAACUAACGAAAAAUCAAUAAAUAAACGUGGAUUUGUGCUCUUGUA